CGCCGCCCGGGCGGUUCUGGGAUAGCGAUGGGGACGCCCGGGGCCUCGGCGGGUGCUCUCUUUCUGUCCUCUGCGUCCGCGCCCCCGAGGAAGCGCGCGGCUGGGGAGGCCGGAGAGGCCGGGGUUGCGAAAAGCAAGCAGCGGGUCCUGGAUGAAGAAGAGUACAUCGAGGGACUUCAAACAGUUAUCCAGAGAGACUUCUUCCCUGAUGUGGAGAAACUACAGGCACAGAAGGAGUACCUGGAGGCUGAGGAAAAUGGAGAUUUGGAGCGCAUGCGCCAGAUCGCCAUCAAGUUUGGCUCUGCCUUGGGCAAGAUCUCUCGGGAACCUCCGCCGCCGUACGUUACUCCAGCCACCUUUGAAACUCCUGAGGUACACCCGGGCUCUGGUGUGCUAGGCAGCAAGCCCCGGCCCCAGGGCCGAGACCCAGAGGAUGCAGGAGAGGCUGGAGAGGAGGAGGAGGAGAAGGAGCCGCUGCCCAGCCUGGAUGUCUUUUUGAGCCGCUACACAAGCGAGGACAAUGCCUCUUUCCAGGAGAUCAUGGAGGUGGCCAAGGAAAAAAGCCAUGCUCGCCAUGCGUGGCUGUACCAGGCUGAGGAGGAAUUUGAGAAGCGACAGAAAGAUAAUCUUGAACUCCCAUCGGCAGAGCACCAAGCCAUUGAGAGCAGUCAGGCUGGAGUGGAGACCUGGAAGUACAAGGCCAAGAACUCUCUCAUGUACUAUCCCGAGGGUGUCCCUGAUGAAGAGCAGUUGUUUAAGAAGCCACGGCAGAUAGUACACAAGAACACACGUUUCCUCCGGGACCCCUUCAGUCAGGCUCUGAGCAGGUCCCAGCUUCAGCAGGCAGCUGCCCUCAAUGCCCAGCACAAACAGGGCAAGGUUGGCCCUGAUGGCAAGGAACUCAUUCCCCAGGAGUCCCCCAGAGUGGGUGGCUUUGGAUUCGUUGCUACUCCUUCUCCUGCUCCUGGUGUGAAUGAGUCCCCACUGAUGACAUGGGGAGAGGUUGAGAACACACCCCUGCGAGUUGAAGGAUCUGAGAGCCCCUAUGUGGACAGGACACCUGGACCCACGUUCAAGAUCUUGGAGCCAGGACGCAGGGAGCGUCUGGGCCUGAAGAUGGCCAAUGAAGCAGCUGCCAAAAACCGGGCCAAGAAGCAGGAAGCAUUGCGGAGAGUGACAGAGAACUUGGCCAGUCUUACUCCCAAAGGCCUGAGCCCAGCCAUGUCCCCAGCCCUACAGCGCCUCGUAAGCAGGACAGCCAGCAAGUAUACGGAUCGUGCCCUGAGGGCCAGCUAUACACCAUCCCCAGCACGCUCUACCCACCUCAAGACCCCAGCUGGUGGACCGCAGACACCCACAAGCACACCAGCCCCUGGGUCUGCUACACGCACACCUCUCACACAAGACCCAGCCUCCAUCACAGACAAUCUGCUGCAGCUCCCUGCCCGGCGCAAAGCUUCAGACUUCUUUUAAAGCCAGGCCUGGCUGGACCUGUGGAUGUUUUGUAGGACACUUUGUGGAGCGUCGAGGGCAGCUUUGUACUCCUCAGAGGAUCCAGGCCUCGGAGCCCCAGGCCACAGGCAGUUGACUAUUCCAGGAACCACAAGUAUACAGUGCUGCUGCAUGACCAGGGUGGCACAUUAUGCUAACUACUCUCUUGGGAGUAUAGCGUUGGUGCUGUCCCCCAGGGCCCUGCUGAAACUGCCUUCUAGUAAACCCCCAAUUGAAUCUCAUUAAAGAACACCUGGCACUGUCUGGCCGGGCUGCCGAUCCAUGUCCUGGGGCCCAUGUGGGUGUCUUGGGAUCUCGGGGUUAGAAGCAAGGGGCUCUAGGGAAGGAAACCUUGGCUCACAGAGCUGCCUUCUAUGCUGAGAUCACCCCAGAGCCUUCCACUGUAAAGGGUAGCACAGACCCCAAACGUUGCACCAUUGCGCUCAUGGGCCUCUCAGCCAGGGCUGACCAUUGGGUCUGUUGGUUAUGGGAGGCUCACCAGAACCAAUCCUCUUCCUGUGACUUGAGCAAGUUCCUCCCAGCAAUCUGGCUGCCUCCCAGUGUUUUCAGCUCUGCCUACUGGACUCUGCUGAGACACCAGCUUUACCUCAGCCUGAGCUGUACUCUGAGAAGAAAGAGUGUGGACUACCUGCAAACUAGAGGCCAGCUAUGCCUAUGAGCCUGUGCCUACAGAAAGACCUAAAGGGUCCCUGCUCAGCCUAACAGAGUCAAAACACUGAUCUAGUUUUCAGGCCUCAAGUGGCUUCCUAGGGCCGCCCUCUGAACAGCCCAAGCUGUUGAGGCAGCCUGAAGCACACCAGAGUCUUCUCACUCUUGGUCUUGCUUCGAUUCCCUGAGAGCCACCUUUUCUAGUCUGCUGGCAUUGGGCCUAUCAAGCCCAGCACUCACGUUCUCUGGAGACCACCGAGGUUGGGUACCUUCCUCCUCGGGCCUUGUACUUAGUUUUUGUCAGUUUGACAGAAGCUAGAAUCACCUGGGAAGAUAGAACCUCAGUUGGAGAAUUACCUCAUCAGAUUGGCCUGACAGCAUGUCUGCAGGCAUUUCUUGUUGCUAAUUGAUAGUGGUGCUUGGGCAAGUGGUGCUGGGUUGUGUAAGAAAGCCUCGGAGGAAGCUAGAAAGGAAGCCAGCCAGGAAGCAGCACUCCUUCAUGGUUUCUGCUUCAGCUCCUACUUGAGUUCCUGCUCUGGCUUCCCUCAGUGAUGGACUGUGACCUGAAUGUGUGAGCUGAAUAAACCAUUUCCUCCCUUAAGUUACUUUUCUAUCAAGUGUUUAGUGUUUUCUAUCAAGGCAACAGAGACAAACUAGGCCAGGCCUCUACUAACCAGAAGCUCCCCACAGUGAGGCAACCCUGGGACCCUCAGGGCUGGAGCUGGGAUCUUCUGCUCAGGAAGCUUGAGAUUUAAACCAAGGAUUCCUCCAGUAAGAGAAAGCAGAUACUGGAGACAGGGAGAAUGGGUGUGGUCUGGGUGCUGGCCACCUCCAGCAUUUGGCCAGUAUGAGGGAGUCUUUAAGGAGAGGUGGAACCAGGAAAUGGUGCCUAAGGCACUUUGAUUGAGGGCUGCUAAGGAUCUACAUUGCAGGUCUACAGAAUGGGUAAAAUAGCAACAAGUUUCCAGGCGAGCUGCCCCAUUCCUGGGGUUGGUGAGGGUGAGACUUGCACAGGAAAGGUCUGAAUUUGAUUGCCCCUGAAGUGAAUGGACAAUGAGCACUGUGUAAGAACAAAACAGGGGCGGGGUGGCUUGUAUUGCUUAAGAUAAGAGAGAGGCAUGGAGCUGUCCAGUACUAGAGGCCUUGGGGAUGGAGGAAAGUCAGAAGCCAACAAGUGUGAGCCUAGCAAAAGGACCUUGAUAGAGGUCCCCCUGCCACAGGCCUCACUGAGUCUGCCUGUGCCUGCAUACAGGUUCCUAAACCCCUGUGCUGGAGAUCCCCGCGCUGGAUGAGUCCUAGAGAAAAAGACUCCCCACUGGGCACUCUCAAUGCUUGUAUACACUUUGUGGUUUAUUUGGUGGUCAGUAAUUAAUGGCUUUGCUACGAAGUGGAAGAAAGCUAAUAGAACGUAAUCAAAAUAGUGGUUUAA
Molecule: messenger RNA, 3589 nt
Organism: Rattus rattus (black rat)
Lineage: Eukaryota; Metazoa; Chordata; Mammalia; Rodentia; Muridae
Gene: Ess2
Product: ess-2 splicing factor homolog
Exons: 10
Coding region: 28-1473 (481 amino acids)
Cellular component (GO): catalytic step 2 spliceosome
Source: RefSeq, a predicted model, not a curated record